Coffea eugenioides is the source of this 2017-nucleotide messenger RNA. RefSeq names its product histone acetyltransferase MCC1. Gene Ontology annotation, cellular component: Golgi membrane. NCBI's taxonomy places the organism in Eukaryota, Viridiplantae, Streptophyta, Magnoliopsida, Gentianales, Rubiaceae. The transcript has 7 exons. Gene Ontology annotation, molecular function: protein-N-terminal amino-acid acetyltransferase activity; histone acetyltransferase activity. Gene Ontology annotation, biological process: N-terminal peptidyl-methionine acetylation. The coding region runs from base 583 to 1359 and encodes 258 amino acids. The record is from RefSeq and is a predicted model, not a curated record.
GCAAAUCCCCUAUCUUAGAAUCCUUUUCAUUCAAUCAAAUUUUUUUUGUUUUUUUUUGCUUUUCCAUUUUCGCCUCCCUUAACCUGGCCUUUUGAGCGCAGCCGUUUACUUGUACCAUUUUAAGCUUUUCUUUUUCUUUUUUUGGGAACAAUUUUUUUGUUUCCUCCCGUUGGAUCUUUCUUUGCAGCUGGUGUACGUUCCUUCUACAAGGGAAGGCCCCCGUUAAGUUUCCUUGCAGAGAUCUAAUUCUCACCCGCUUUUUGCCUGGGCCCGGGAUUCUUUUUUUUUUUUUUCCUGCGCGAAUAUCUUGGCUAGGCUUCGACUUGGUUGCUACAGGGUUUCUUAUUAUCUAGCAUCAAAGAGAGGGAAGGCGAUAGUUGGGAAGGAAACAAGAUUUGAUUUCCUGUGAUAAUGCAAGGCGUUUGAAGUUCAAAUCUAUCGGCUUAAAUUGAAGGACUUGUUUACCAUGCUUCAGAUAUUUUAUGGCGUUCUUGCUUGACAGUGCCUAAAUGGAAGGAGCAAUUUGGGUGCAAAUUCUCGAAAUAAAUCAAAUAUUUGUUGGAGACUGAUUCUACUUGUUCAAUGCUAAAACUCAAAGGCUCCCACCAUCCAGUAAUAUCUUACAGGCCUAUUCGACCAUCUGAUUUGGAGGUCCUUGAGAGGAUCCAUUGUGAUCUAUUUCCUAUCAGGUAUGAGACCGAGUUCUUCCAUAAUGUCGUUCAUGGCCGCGAUAUUGUUUCUUGGGGAGCUGUCGAUCGUAAUCGGCCCAAUGGUCACAGUGAUGAACUUAUAGGAUUUCUUACAGCGAGGAUUGUUAUGGCUAAAGACAGCGAGGUUGAAGAUUUGCUCAGGUUUGACUCAUCAAAAUCAGACCAGACACUGGUUUAUAUCUUGACUCUGGGAGUGGUAGAUUCUUACAGAAAUUUUGGCAUCGCCAGUUCCCUAAUUCGUGAGGCUAUCAAAUAUGCUGCUAACAUCUCAAAUUGCCGAGCAGUUUACCUACACGUCAUUUCAUAUAACAACCCUGCCAUCCAUCUGUACAAGAAAAUGUCCUUUCAGUGUGUAAGAAGGUUGCAUGCUUUUUAUUUCAUCAACGGCCAGCAUUAUGACUCUUACUUGUUCAUCUACUAUGUCAAUGGUGGUCGAUCUCCUUGCUCGCCGCUAGAGCUUGUCAUGCUUCUCGUGACUUAUGCAAAGAGUGGAUUUAAGUUGGCUGCCUCUAGGCUAUGGAGGAAUGAAGACAGAAAGAUUUCAAAGUGGGCCAAAUGUAAAGAAUCAGGCAGCCUUCUGCCUACGAUGCAGAAUAAGAGAAUCCUCAUUGCAGACAGCAGAGCAGGAGGAGGAUGUCAAUUUGUUUAAUGUUCGUAUAGUGUAAAAGCAUGGGUUCUUAAUUGCUAAUCCGAAUAGAUUUAUUUACUGGAGAUGGUCCAAAUGGAAUGCAGCAAAUAACAUUAUGAGGUAAUGAGUAUUCAUCUUAACCUGAGGGACUUGGCAAAUUCUUCCUGAUCAAAAAAGCAAGUCAGCUUGAGUUGUGUUUUAAAACAGCCAAUUAGUCUGUCUUGGCAGCCGCUGCGGUGGCAGUUGGCAAUGGCAUCCUCAACCUGAUUAAGGUAAUGUAUAGAAACCAAUAACUGUAUGAAUAGGACAAGUGAUACGGACUCUGGGCCGAUGGUACAUGGUGCGGGGCUGCGUGCAAUUUGCUCAAUAAAAGAAUGCCGCACGCAAAAAUGUUAGCAGUACUUGACAGAUGUUUGACAAUGAACGGGGAUUAUCGGCGAUGUACCGGUAGGGGAGGGGGAACGAGUCCUUAAAGUUGGCGGCGGCUCCGCAGUCCCCAGCAUGAUGGAUACAGGGAUGAGCUCUUCUAGGUUUAGCUGCACAUGUGAAAUGAUUUGGUCUUCAAAAUUGAGUUGAUGAGAUGUGUAGUAUCUUGUACCCAAAGUAUAGUAUAGUAAAAAGCUUUCCUUUAUCACUAGCGUGCAAGUUUACAUGGAUAAAUAAUAGCUUUUUACUUUUA